AUGGAGAAUGAGACUGUUAAUGAUUUAGAGUAUCCCCAUCUUGCGAUUGUUGUUGAUAUUCCUCUCCCCGAUUCAACACGAGCCUCAGAUCUGAUCACUUCUGCCCAAAAUGAACUAGCUGAUGCUUACUUAGAAGGAAGUAGUGUCGAUGCUGACCUCGAGGUGGAAGAGGCAGAUUUGGAUGAAGUACUUGAAACAAUCCCCAUAGAUAUUAAAACUAGUACUAAAGAUAGAAGUAGUGUCGAUGCUGACCUCGAGGUGGAAGAGGCAGAUUUGGGUGAAGUACUUGAAACAAUCCCCAUAGAUAUUAAAACUAGUACUAAAGAUAGUGAAAGUGGCGAAGAGAGACUUGGAGAGGUAGAGGAGCUACAGGAAGAUGCAAUAGACGGGGUAACGGGCUCGUCAGAUUUGAUAGAAUUGAGUCAAACUUUAUAUGACAAACACCAUGAUGGAGAGGAAGAGGUCGCGAUAACUUUUGAGGUUGAAGAUGUAGAUGAUGAAGACAACCAGAAUGAGGUAGAAGUAGAUCAGGCUAACGAAGAUGAUGAUUUACAUGACGUUGCUGAGGACGAGAGGAUUGGUGUGGAUGAAGAGGAUGAGAAUGAAGUAGAGGAUGACGAAGAAGAUGAAGACGAUGUAGAAGAGGAAGAAGAAGUAGAGGUAGAAGAUGAUCCAGUUGAGGAUGAUGACGAUGAAGUUGAGGAGGAAGAAACUGAACACCAAGAUUAUCGACGGCGAGCUGCUUUUCAUCCUAUGCAACUCAGGAAGUCCUUCGUCCAGCAAUCUGAUUGGCCUAGACCCGCAAUAACUGAAGUGAUUGAACUAAGCAGCGAUUCAGAAUGCGCUGAUGAUCCAGCUCUAUCUGACGAGGCAGUUUCUACAGAUGGCGAUUCAGAAUGCGCUGAUGAUCCAGCUCUAUCUGACGAGGCAGUUUCUACAGAUGGUCAGGACUCAGGUAGCCAGACCGCCGACGAACCUUUGCCCCCAAUUACUUCUACACUCUCAUCUCAAUCACAUUCUAGCAGUCCGCAAACAAUUGCAGAAGCUGAUGGACAGCCAGUUGUUAUCACGCAAGAAACGCAUAUGCCAGAGCAUUGUGUUUCCGCCUCUAUAGAUGACAUUGACAGCGAGCCUGAUGCUUCUGGGAUCGCACCACUGUGCAUAGAUGUCACUGAGUCAACAAUGAAGACAAAAGAGCUUUCUGACAGUAAUUCUAAUGCCUUGUCCAAUGACCCUAUCUUUAAUGCUCCUGGCCCGGAUUGCCCUUCAUCCUUCCAUAAAUCUGGUACUCUCUCUAUGAACACAUCCACUGGGUGUCUCUCUCUGGCCACAGCAUCGUCAAUGUCUCGGCCCUUUUCAGGACUUACUACUACUUCCGCUUCGGAAACAGCUCUUGCCGUUAUCCAUUCGAUAGACGAAUCCUCUACAGGUAUUGUGGUUACAGCGCCUAGUAUUGAGUCAGGUCUCGAAAUUUCUUCAACAGGGUCCUCAAGCUCAGCAUUUGGUUUUGAAAGCAAGCCGCUGGUCUCGUUAUCCUCUGCUCCAAACAGUAGUGUCACAACAACCAGUUCAACUAGCUCUAUCCUCACUCAAGGGCAGACUGAGUCAGGUUGGUUUGGCCAUUUUCUUUAG
This is a messenger RNA of Protopolystoma xenopodis, 1632 nucleotides long. The record is from the annotation of a GenBank genome assembly. NCBI's taxonomy places the organism in Eukaryota, Metazoa, Platyhelminthes, Monogenea, Polystomatidea, Polystomatidae.